Fusarium subglutinans is the source of this 1233-nucleotide messenger RNA. RefSeq names its product cutinase transcription factor 1 beta. Gene Ontology annotation, biological process: DNA-templated transcription. Gene Ontology annotation, molecular function: DNA binding; zinc ion binding. The transcript has 3 exons. The record is from RefSeq and is a predicted model, not a curated record. Bases 1 to 1233 code for a protein of 410 amino acids. Lineage: Eukaryota; Fungi; Ascomycota; Sordariomycetes; Hypocreales; Nectriaceae.
AUGAGCAGUGUGCACUCAUCCAAUCUAGGCGUCGAAGGACCCGAUGGAAGAUACACGCUAUUACCAGAAGUUGAAUCUCAUCGCAACUUAGACAGCCCCAGCUUUGCCCCGAACAACGACGACGAAUCUAUGGGGCUCAACAAUGAAGAUCCGUCGGCACACAGAGAGCAGACUAACAGGUCGAUGCAACAAUCAAGUGAAUUGCCCAGCAUAAGGUCUUCGUCUGAUCAGCAUGCGAGUCCAAAUGUCCAACCAAGCGUUGUCGGUGAAAGUUGGUACGCUUCUUAUGUCAUGAGAGGUUACACGCCCGGUCACAACAGUGUUCACCGCCCAAUCGGCGUGUGUAACGAGACUGUUCAGAGUGUAACCCGCGACACGACAAGAGAGAGCGUCUGCAGUCGGCCAUACUUGCCUCGUGAGAAGACGAGCCUCUCGGACCUCCCAUCACCAGACUUAGUAGAUCGUCUGAUCAAGGUCUACUUCGACAGAUUCCAUGUCUUCUGUCCAAUUCUCAGCAGAAAGUACUUCCUCACGUCCCUCGAAGAUGGGACAAUGUCCGGUACCCGACUCCGAAGUGUUCUCUUUGUGGCAUCGUUGCACUGUGACCCAGAGGUACUGCAUCUCAUGGGGUACAGUACUCGAUGGGAUGCUAAAAACGCUCUGUACAACAAAGCUAGCACAGCGUUUGAUGCGGAUCGAGAAUCAAGUCGUACACAUAAAAUUCUGUCGUCGUACCUGCUUCACAACUGGUUCGGAAGUCCGACGGCUUAUCGCGAUUGCCACUGGUGGCUUGCAGCAGCGAUACGAUCCGCGCAGUGUACUGGGUAUCACAGGAGCACAAGAAAUAGCAGGAUGUUGCCUGAGGAGAGGUCACGGUGGAAGCGCAUCUGGUGGUGUCUUUAUGUGAGUAUAUCCACCGGGACACCGAUGGUGAUCAACGACGAAGAUCAUGAUGUGGAAGAACUUAUCCAGGGAGACUUUACGGAAGAAGCUCCCGAGACUGUCCAGUAUAUUAUAUCGCAGGUCAAGUUGAGUAAAGCUGGUAAGAUGUUCCGUUCCCCCAAGCAUGAUUGUUGGCCGGGUGAGAUACUAACGGAACAGUGGCUCGACUGUACUUCUCCCAUUGCUCACCGUCGCGUCUGUCUCUCUGUAAAGAAGCUCAUGUUCUCCAUGAAGCCAUCAGAGAUGUUCAGUCGACACUACAAGCCUGGUAUGAGUCGUCUCAGGGCUUGA